GUCCCGCCUCCCACCCCGGUCUGAUGCUGGGGAGGAGCGCAUUCCCGGGACUAUAUCCACCGGUGAAUGGUGGGGGAGCGGUUCGUUUCAGGUCGCUCCCGGGAAUGAUGGAUAUGGAGGCGAACGUUGACCCGUCGGAGCUACAUCCGCUAGGGGAGUAUGACUUCGAGAAGAACUUCAAUCAGCUGGCAGCCAGGGAAUGGAUAGAGGAGAAUUGGCAAAAGACUUUUCUUUUUUCUUCUAUUUAUUUGAUUGUGAUCUUUGGAAUCCAGCAUUUCAUGAAGGGACAGAGACCCUUCAACCUGCGUUUACCCCUGACUCUGUGGUCCUUCAGCCUAACCUUGUUCAGUUUUGUUGCAGCCUGUCGRGUCUGGAAGCUUAUGGCCUUCCUUCUCCUUACCAAGGGAUUUAAGCAAUCUGUGUGUAGUCAAUCUUUCUACGUCCACCCUAUUUCCAAGCUUUGGAUGUAUUUAUUUACACUGAGCAAGCUCGUUGAACUGGGUGACACUCUGUUCAUUGUUCUGCGGAAAAAGAAGCUCACCUUCAUCCACUGGUACCACCACAUAUAUACGAUGAUUUUAGCCUGGUGUGGCUAUAAGGACAUGGCAGUUGGUAUGGGCUGGAAUGCAGCCGUGAACCUCAGCGUCCAUACUAUAAUGUACUGCUACUACACUCUGACAGCUCUGGGCUUCCGGGUACCCAACUCCUUCGCCAUGACAAUCACCACUUCACAGAUCGUGCAGAUAAUGGGAUUUAUAAUAAUGAACGUCUUUAUCUGCUUCUGGAAGGAUGAUAAGCUCUGCCCAUUCAAAUGGCCAAUGUUUUUAAUUUCCUGUGGCUUGUAUACCACUUUACUGGCCCUCUUUGUCAACUUCUUCAUGAAAACUUAUCUGGGUAACACCCGGAAAUCAAAGGGGAAUUAAAACCAGGGAUGGAGGAAGAAAUUGGGAUGAAAGUGGGGAGAGAGGGAAAGGGGAAAUUUUUUCUUCCGUCUGGAGGCCAAGUGCCUGAUGGGAUGGGUGUGAUGGGGCUUAGGAGGAGAUCACUGUGGAUAACAGCCUUCAGAGUAACUUGCACAUUGGCCUUUGGUGUGUCUGCCUUGCAGUGAGUGACAUGCCAGAGUGAAGUGCAGGUUGUGGCAGGCUGGUAACAGGAGAAAGGGGAAGAGGUUUGGAGGCUGGAGACCUCAGGCUUGUGGUUCUGCUUUUCCUUCUUUGCAUCAUUUGUGUUUGCUUUGUGGCUCACUUCCUUCCUGGGAACUGAUAGGAUCCUGCAUGCACCAAGACUUUCCUUGGAAAAAAAGGUAGGGAAACUCCUCCCAAAGCAGCACUUCCCUGUCCAUGGUCCCCAGUUUUGUGGGAGGGAGAAGAGCCCAGAUCUGCUGCUACUCUGCAGGGCACCCCAAAGAGAUGACUGCUGGGAACAGCACUGAAAUGGAAAAUUCCUGCUGUAUUUUAAGGUUAUGUAGGGAGGGGCUCUGCCUGGGCUCUCCCUUCUCCUCUGUGAUGCAAGGAACUGAAACCCAUGAAUUUUAAUAGCUGUUAGCUGUGGUGUGCCUCUUGUACAAUUAAACCAUCUAUUUAACUUGACUGCCUGCUCUCUCAGACCCUAAAAGCUGAGUAGGAUCCAGCUCUGCCCUGCAGAGCAUGUCAGGCAUUGCCAAUGGCCUCAGCCCAUGGCCAGUCUCAUGGACUGGGGACAGAAGGGUCCCAGAGUCAACUACUCUCAGGGUGCAUCUGCCACUGGGUGAUGUGUUCAGGUGACUAAUAAAUGCUGUAAUGGAUG
Malurus melanocephalus (red-backed fairy wren) is the source of this 1785-nucleotide messenger RNA. RefSeq names its product elongation of very long chain fatty acids protein 6-like. The transcript is spliced from 4 exons. Gene Ontology annotation, cellular component: endoplasmic reticulum membrane. The coding region runs from base 24 to 923 and encodes 299 amino acids. Gene Ontology annotation, molecular function: fatty acid elongase activity. The record is from RefSeq and is a predicted model, not a curated record. Lineage: Eukaryota; Metazoa; Chordata; Aves; Passeriformes; Maluridae. Gene Ontology annotation, biological process: very long-chain fatty acid biosynthetic process; sphingolipid biosynthetic process; fatty acid elongation, polyunsaturated fatty acid.